Chiloscyllium plagiosum (whitespotted bambooshark) is the source of this 7397-nucleotide messenger RNA. It is a transcript of the gene mfsd11, whose product is annotated as major facilitator superfamily domain containing 11. Lineage: Eukaryota; Metazoa; Chordata; Chondrichthyes; Orectolobiformes; Hemiscylliidae. The record is from RefSeq and is a predicted model, not a curated record.
AAUGCUAACGGUCAUUUCCGAUUAUGGCGCAUGCGUAUGUUGUUUCCGGUAUUGUGCCGGUUGAUGUUGUUUCGCAAUAAGUCAGUGAGUGUGAGGUGGAAGAAGAAGGGAUUGAGGAGGAAAGUGAGUGUUUGAUGAGAAAGAGAGUGAACGAGAGAAGAACAAGAGACGGAAAUGGAAGGAGGGAGCUGACUGAUUAAGGAGCAGCAUAAACUGGGCGAGAGGAGGAGAGAUCGGGAGGGCCAGGGAUUGAGUGAAGGUGACUGACCAAAGGAAAGAGAGAAAGGGGAGGGGUGGAGAGUGAAUGUGAGAGAAUAGUGAUUGAGAAGGGUAAGAAACCGAUGACCGAGAGACAGUCUUUGUGCCAGAGGAAAUUCCUAUUGCAACGAAAACCUGGAAUUUGGAAGAGUAUCGUGCUGAAGUUUGCCAGUCAGAACCAAAAAAGUAUUACCAAGCAAAACUGCUCAACAGUAAAUACCCAGAUAUUUAACAAUGACACCAGAAGGAACAAAACUCAUCAAUGUCAUAAUUUUGGGAUGUGGCUUUCUGUUAGUUUUCAGCGCCUUUCAAACUGGUGGCAACAUAGAACAAACAGUCAUCAAGAGCAUUAACAGUACCCGGUUUCAUGGAAGUGGAUACACCAGCUUGGCUAUAAUUUAUACUGUAUUUUCUGCUUCAAAUAUUUUGACUCCGUCAAUUGUUGCUGUUUUGGGAGCUCGACUUUCAAUGGUCAUUUCUGGAUUAGUGUACAGUGUAUAUUCUGCAGUUUUCAUUGAGCCAUUCACUUGGUCAUUUUACUUAGCUUCAGUCAUCAUUGGAAUGGCAGCUGCAGUGAUAUGGACUGCACAAGGCAACUGUUUAACGACAAACUCAGAUGAAAACACAAUUGGAAGAAAUAGUGGAAUAUUUUGGGCGCUGUUGCAAUUUAGUCUUUUGUUUGGAAAUCUGUACAUAUACCUUGCCUGGAAGGGAGAAACACACAUCUCAGAUCAUAAUCGUAGGACUGUUUAUAUUGCAUUAACUGUAAUUAGUGGAGUGGGAAGUAUCCUUUUUCUCCUUAUAAGGCAACCAGUUUCUGAGGUUUCAACUGCAGAACAGAACAAAUCUGAUGAUGAGUCUGAUGCUGUACUUGAACCUCAAGAGCAACGAUCACAAGCAAUUGAUGCAAUUCGAAGUGCAAUCUGUAUAUUCUUCACCAAAGAUAUGCUGCUUCUAAGUAUAACUAUUACUUAUACUGGUAUUGAACUAACCUUUUUUAGUGGUGUCUAUGGCACCUGUUUGGGUGCCACAAAUGGCUUUGGGAAUGAAGCCAAAAGCCUGAUUGGUUUAUCUGGUACCUUCAUUGGUGUUGGAGAAAUCGUAGGUGGUGCAACCUUUGGUUUAUUGAACAAAUUCCUCAGAAAAUAUCUUGGCAUUGGCAGAAACCCUGUUGUUCUUCUGGGUUUAUUAUGUCACAUUAUUGCCUUCUAUCUGAUAUUCUUAAAUGUGCCAGGGGAUUCACCAAUUGUUUCUGAUGAAGGAACUGAUCGAGUUUCUUACUUAAUUCCAAGCAAAAUCAUUGCCAUGGUUUGCAGUUUCCUCCUGGGACUAGGUGAUAGUUGUUUCAACACACAACUCCUUAGUAUAGUAGGAUAUAUGUAUUCCGAAGAAAGUGCUCCUGCGUUUGCUGUCUUCAAGUUUGUGCAAUCUAUCAGUGCAGCAAUAGCAUUUGGCUACAGCAAUUAUCUACUGCUCAAGUGGCAGCUGCUUAUCCUUGGUGUGGUUGGAUUAUUUGGCACAAUCUCUUUCAUCCUAGUGGAAUGGAAGACAGAGGCACAUUCUCGUGGUUUCAGUUAUAACCGCAUUUAAUCAAGAAACUGCAUUUUCAAAGACCCAAUGAUGCGUAGGUUUUUAAAGCUUAGAUUUAUUUUUAAAUACCACUUUUACUAAUGUUUUUUGAGAAAUUUAAUUAGGUUGUAUGAAAAUAUUUCUAAAUGUAGUUUUCAAUCAAAUCUUAAAUUUACCAUAAUCGUAUCAGACCAAGGGCCGGUCUCAUCAGAGAGAGAUGACUGGUGGUGGUUUAACCUGAGGGCCACCAACUUGGAUGAGCAGAAGGCUUGAGAAGGGGAGUCCUUCAUAAUAAGCUCAACCGGUGUGGAAAUUGAACUCACACUGUUAGCCUCAAUUUAUGUUGCAAACCAGCUGUCCAGCCAACUUAGUUAAUUGACCUGCUUAUUUGUGGCUAAAAGAUAGAACUGGAGUGAAUGUUAUAAAGCCAAUAAAGUGAAGCUGGUUACUGAAUAGCUGAUGGAAUAUAAUAACCAAACAUUUCUGCUGCACAUAAAUUCUGCACUACAAGAAAUAUGAUGAACAAACUAAAUCUGAAUCAUCUGAAAUAUUGACUUCACUGAUUUGAAAUACCAUUUUAAGCAUUUCCUUGUAGUGAUGUAGAAUAUUAUUUCAUAUCCAAAUUAUGGUAAAUUGCCAAAUCUUAUUUAUCCAUUUAUUUGAAAUAGAAAAUUCUUUUCAUAAUUAACAAAACUUGAAGAAAUUUCCAGUUUUUUAAAAUGAAAUCAAAGCACUUUCUUGAAAUCGAGAAUCAUGGUUAGAAAAUUUUCUUUUCACCAUGCUUCACCUCAUCAAUCUUUCUGUUUUUUUUUUAAAUAUACAUUUUGCUGGUAGGUACUAUAUGAAGAGUACCAACUAACAAAAGCAUAUUGUUUCACAUCAUUUCAAAAAUAUUGUCUGCUAUUCUAAAACUUAUUAAUUCAACAUGCAUAUUUGUACUGUUUAUGUAAAACUAAAUAUUUUUGUGGUAAAUAUUUCCAGUUUGAUCAUUUUUUGAAAAUACAUGUUUUGUGCAACUAAUUCCAAUGUGAUACUUCAAGUGGAAAUAUAAGUGUUUUCUGAUUAUUAAUGAUUGUGACUAGAGUUGGAAUGAUUUACUAUGAAAAUGACCAAAUUUACAUUGUGCUAGUAAUGUACCUUCAAAUGUUCAGGAUUUGACAAAAAGAUAAAAGUUGUCAGUGACUCGGUUAAUUUCUAAUCUAGUAUGAAAUGUUUCUGUUUGCUGAUGGCUUUCUACGAAAUAGUUAUGUAAAGAUCAAAAGGGAAACUUUGCUUUGAACUAAGGUUUAAUAAGAAAGUAAAGGAUUACAUUUUAAGGGUUUUCUGACUGUUUACAUUUAACCACUCUCUUUUAAACUAAUAGGUUGUUAUAUUAAUGUGUUAAUUUUUUCUCAUUACAAUUUUAUUAAUCUGUCUAAUUUUUGUAGAUGCUAAACCAUAUUCCAUAUAUAUAUUCCAUAUUAUAUACAUAUUCCAGUAAGAUUCCAUACAAUCUUUCUUGGACAGUAAUUGAUCAAUGAAUGCUUUCCACAAUGACCUGCUGACCUCUAUCAGUUUGUCUGCAGUUACUGUAUCGAAGGUGCCAAUUUCCUCAAUUUAAUGUUGGGCCUUAAAGUUGAACAAGUUGAUUUUGCAAAAUUCUCUUUGUGCAGCGAUACCAAUUAACUUUUCCACUUGCCCACAUGGAGAGGUCAAAGACUGUGAAGGAGCAUUUUUUUCUCUCAGCAAGCAAUAAUUUAAAUUGUACAAAACCUGAGCUUGAUAGAACUGAGUUUAGUACUUUGUGAUCGUAUAUAUGGGAACCAAUUUAUUGAAGAAAAAUGGAAGCAUUAUUGAUGUGAACUAGAACUGAAAGCUGACUUCCCAGGAGCACUCUAGAUUUUAGGUACUUAAUAUCAGCAAAUGUAUGCAUAAUGUUUUAUUUAUUUUCUAUUAAUCCAUCACUAACUGAUCUAACUAGCUAAGUUUUUAUGACAGGAUCAUGUUGCUGCAUUUCUGAAAUAUGUAGCCCGUAUCUCAGCUGAAAUAUGUAAAGCUGUGGCAUUUGAUGCUCACGUAGAUACUUAGAAUCCCUCUAGUGUGGAAACAGGCCCUUCGGCCCAACAAGUCCACACUGACACUCCAAAGAGUAAACCACCCAGAUCCAUUCCCUUAUUUGUCGACAUAUAUUGAAUACACAAACGUUUCUGUUUUAAGCAGUUACAGAACUUGACGCUAAUGUAUUCUGCACUUAUAAAAUAACAUAAGUUUUAUAUUCUGAUAUUAAACUAUGCAUAAUUAUUAAUUAUUUCUGUCACAUGUUAAGUAUUUAAAUUAAAAUAGAUUUUUCAAAUAAUAACUUACUUUUUUAAAUACAAUGGAUGGAAUAUUAAAAGUCUUUUAGCAAUGAGCAUUAAGCAUAAAUCUGAGCUGUUGCACAUUGUUUUUGUUAUUAUUGAAACAUUUGAACAUAUUAUUAAUAAGAACAUUAAUUUUCCAUUAUGGUAAAAGAGGGUUGCAGAUUGAAAUAAGCUGGUAAACUUCAAUUCAAUCCUCAAAGCAGGCUAAAUCUGAUGUGACAUGAGUCAGAUCACCUGUGCAUUGUCACCAUAACUGCCGAGUUGUGAAGGUUGAUCAAGCUUUUCUCCCCCACUAGGAAAUGCACCAGGCAUGACCAAUAGCUAUCAUUUCUUGGUAGCAAACUCACCUCUGAAUCACUCAAGUGCCAUGUUGGAGAUUUUAAAUACAAAAUUUGAGUCCCUGCUCUGCUGUUGGGGGUGCCACCAUUCUGGUAGGGUGUUAAACAGAGGCCUCACCUACCUUUUUCAGGCAGAUGGGAAGGAUCCCAUAGCAUUUUGUUUUUUGAAGAAGAAGAGUUUUCUACCUCUUAAUUAGCAAUACUAAAGUCAUUAAAAUCAGAUUAUUUGGUUAUUAUCAUCUUGCUGUUUGUGAAAUGUUGCUGUGUGCCAUUUGGAUGCUCUUUUUUGCAUUGCAGUAAUGACUGUUUCAUGAGUGUAAUAUUAAUGCCAAGUCUUUCACUCUUGUUCGAAGCUGUAGAGAUUGAAACUGAUUACUGAUGUCAAUGGUGUACCCAGGUGUUUGAUGACCAGUCCUUUUAAGUGCUAGUAUUUUAGUUUUGGGUAUAAAUUGUGCAGUAUUUACAGCAUCCUUAGUCUUUCACAAUCAAUGACCAUUGGGCUAAUAUUUUAUUAAAAGACAAGGAAGGAAAUGUAAGCUAAGGAAAGUGCAUCUUUCUGCACUUGGAUCUCCUUGGUGUCAAGUAAAAAUACUGUCAUUUUGACUGUACCUUUCUUAUGUUUUCCAUUUUAUCAAUUUCCUUGGAUGAGGAACAAAAAAAUUGAAAACUCUACAUGUUUUGUCAUUUUAUACCUUUGUUUACUCUCUUUAGAAACUUGAAUUCUUUUCUGUUUGCCUUCAGGAUUCUUGGACAUAAAAGCAAUACAGUAAAAGUUAUCAUUUUGUCAAUUUUAUCUGGAGUGCAACUAUUUAAAGAUAAAAAUCUCAAAAUAUUGCACUUGGAUUAGUUUUUAAAAUGUUUUGUCAUUCUUGUUGGCUUGUUGCUUUCUAAUGCAUUUUUUUUUCAUUACAAAUUCCCAAAACAAUUGAGUGGACCAUUGAUUUAGUGUCUGACUAAAGUUGCAUUGUGUUUUUUGUAAAAGCUGCCACUUCUCAUUGGAAAUAACUACAGGAACUUCUAAAACAAAAAGUUUAAACUAUAGAAGGCUGCAUCACUUCUCUCAAAAAAAAAACAAAGCAGGGCAGCAGUUUUAACAAAUUUGUGUGUCUUGAGUGAAUGGUUGUUUUAUUUUCUGUCUGUCUGAAAAGAAGCACUGGGGUAAUUCUGUUCUCUUUUGAAUAGUGUGAUGGGACCUUCAUUUUCUCAACUGCUGAAACAGAUAAAUUAAGCCAUAGUUUAACUUGUUUUGCACUUUUGAGGCCAUCCUGUAGUGUUAGCCCAGACUAUAGCCUUGAAUUUUCUCUGUAUUUCUAUUCAGGGACCAAUGUAUCCUAGGCAUACACCAAUUGUGAGAUCUAAUAGAUCAUGGUGAUCGGCAUAAGUGAGUUGAAUGCACAACAAAAAUCACUCCCAAAUCACUAUCUUUUAUAGCUGUUAAAAAAUCUUGGCAAGGAUAAAGCUCGCUUAGUUCCCAUUUUACAAAUUUCCUGGUCAGAAACUGUUUUUAAAAUUACAAGAUUUUCAGAUGCAGUAGAAAAUAGUUUUUUUUUUGACUGGUGCUUUAUUGAAAUGUUUUGAUCUUUCAUUUAAAUUUAUCUUUUUGAAUACCUGCCUGUCAUUUUGUUUCAUGAUGUAUUUUUAUAACAUAGGACUAAAUUACAUUCAAAAUUGAGAAGCUGUCCCCGUGUAGGUUAUAAAUCUUUGCAACUAUGCACAAAUAAUGGUUGAAUGGCUUGAAAGUUCUUUUUCACAGUUUAAAGAAGGAAUGUAUGAAAUGAAGUUAAUAUUUCCUUAGAUUUUACUCAAGCUGAACUGUAUUCACUUUUAUAUUUUGGCAUAUUUUGAUAAGAUGAGCAAGAUCGACAUUGGCCGAAUGGAUGCAGAUUGCAUCCACUUGGGGAAAUUCAGGCAUCUGUUGAACUGAAGUUUGAAGCUAUAAUUGAGCAAAUAUGUUAACUGAUCUUAAGCUGACAUCAUUAUUGUAGAAAUGCUAUUUUAGUCACUACCUAGAGAAACAAUUGUCUAUGUCUUUAAAGGUCCUUAAAUACCAAAUAUAGUUUUACCCAUCUGAAGUUUCAAUGUUAUACUGUCCUAAAUAGUGAUUCUUGAUUAGAACAGAAUUUAAGCGACUCAGGAACCUGUUGUGGUUUGAACAUGUCUUGUUUCCUGUUGUCUUAAUGCAUUGAAUUAAGUUCAACACCACACUUCUGUUUGCUUUGUUUUUAUACAGUAACUGAUCUUACUGUAUGCACCAGUUGCAUAAGAUUUAAGUUUUGGUAAAUUUCAGGAGUUGUUCUGGCAAUGGUGGGGAGGGGAACAAUACUUUGCCAAAUUUUUUUCAACACUCAGGCUCACAGUGGAAUAUAACGAGGAAAUGGUUAUGUCUACUUUCAUACGUAAGGCCUUGAAAAUGAGACUGAUUGAUUGAUUGAUUUUCCUCAGUUGGACCAGAAGAUUCACAAUACAAUCUGUUCCCAACAAUGCACAUUAAGCUUAAGAAAGUUGUUUGGCAUGUAAAAUUUGUUCGUUUCAGAUGAAUAACUGUACAUUAUAAUUCAUUAGAUCUCUCUUUCUAUGGUGUCUGGAGAAUGUCACACUUAUACUCAUGUAUUUUGAUAUUUUCAAGCAACUUACAAUUUGCACUAUGUUGCACAUUGUUGUAAAUUAUUUAUUUUGAUUCUGAUGUCUUUGUACUGCUCUGCUGUCAAAUCUUUGUCAAAUUAAAUUUGUUGGUCAGUCUGCAAUACUAAGACGAAGUUUGUUUUAAAUGUGUUUUGGUGUGUGGAUGGUGUGUACACUCAUUCUCCGUGUAAAACUCUAUAUGGGUAAUGUUUAGUAUGAAAGUGUGCAAUAUUGAAAUUUUAUUUAAUGCAAUAAAGCAAUUUAAACUGGA